AUGUCGAUUGAUACCCAACCCCGCAAAGAUGACGACGACGGCGACGACAAUCACGUCGCCGCGAAUGCUGCGAGACAAGGAGGCGGGAUUGCUUCGAUGAACUUACCGUCGAUUCUAUACGAUGCGGCAGAGACAAACCCAGUUCUGGGUUCUGUGGCCAAGGAACCGGAUGGACAAGAAACCACCGACGGCAAAAACGCAGACACUAAAGACACUGAGACCAGAGACGACAACGACGACGACGACGACGGCAAAGUCGCAGCGUUCCUGGAGAGAAACCGACUCCACCCCUCCGCCAUCACGGCAGCGCACGAGUUCGCGCAGGCAAUGUUCCCCAGGUGCGAGGUGGGGAGGGCGCCGUUUCAGGGGUACUGCUCUUACACGCUUCUCCUGAGGCCGCUUGCCGGCGGUAGUCGUGUAAGCCAGGAAACUACAGCUACAGGAAGACGCCGGCGGGAUAGCGGGGUCGAGGCCGGCGGAGGGGAAGGGGGAGGAAGUGAAGGGAGCGGAGAGAUCCAGAGCCAGAGCGAGAGCGGUACGAGUUGGAAGAGCGGCGGCAGCGGCGGCAGCGGCGGCGGCGGUGGUGGAAGACUCGUUCAGUUCCGGCCUAGGAGGCACGGUAUCGAUUUUGAGAUGUGUGGCGAGGCUAGGGGUGUGCUUGGGGAUGGGGUCGUGCCGGGCGUGGGGGAGCUUGGUGUUUUGGAGGGGCUGGAGACGAUGACUCCGGCGGCGGCGGCGGCGGCCCGUGGCGGGAAGGGGAAGAAGGACGGGGAGUUGUGCGCGUAUCUUCUCGAGAGGGUCGGCGGUGUCUCGUUGACGGGGUUCCGGAGUCUAUCCGCGGGUCUGGAGACGGAAUCGAGGGCUUCGAGGCGGAGGCUCGUUGCUGAUCUUGCUGUUGUCUUUGCGGAUUCGUGGAGGGGCAGGCGGGAGGGUUUCGAUGAUGGACACGGACACGGGCACGGCCAUGGGGAUGCGGGCGGCAGAGGGCGCGUGGGAGGGAGUUUGGCGUGGCGGUUGGAGAUUAUGGAAAAGGGGUUGCCGUCGGAGUUUAGAGACGUUGUGAGGGAGGUCAGGAGGGAUCUAGGGGAUAUCGAGGGCUUGCCUUGGGUUGUCACGCAUGGGGACCUCGUGCCGGAUAAUAUAAUGGUUCAUCCGCCGCGUGACGAUGGCGAGGGCGAGGGAGAGGGUGGCGGCGAGGCGUGGGUGAGGCGGAAGCUGGGUUGGGGAAGGGAGGAGAGGGCCGGCGGGCUGGUUGGGUUGAUUGACUGGGCCGAGGCGGAGUGGUUGCCGUUCGGGGUGGGGAUGUACGGGCUCGAGGAGGUGUUGGGGGAGGAUGUUGUCGUUGAUGGGAGCUGUGAUGUUGACUUUGUUGGUGGUGGUGGUGGUGGUGGUGGAAGUGCUGCUACUACGAUUACGACUACGGCAACAACUACGACGAUAAGGACGUCGUCGAUGACGAGAUUCGAGUACUACCCCGAAGCAGCCUCCCUCCGCGCACUCUUCUGGGACGAGGUCGGACGUGUGGUGGGUGAUGAGGAGGUCAUUCGCCGGGCGAAGAGGGCUCAGGUCCUCGGGGUACUGCUCUGGAGGGGCAUUGCCUUUGAUGAUGGUGCGCUGGAGAGAGUCGUGGACGGGGAGAGGGACGGGUGGGACUUGCAACGCUUGCGGGUUUGGGCUUUUGAGGAUGGGGGGCUCGGGUUGACUCGUGGGGAAACCGAGGUUGAGGUGGUUCGGGGGAGGAGGAAGGGCGAGAAUAGAGGUAAUAGACGGUUGUUGAAGAGAGUCAUGGGAUGGAUCAGAGGGUGCUUUAGGGGGUUGUGA
Messenger RNA from Colletotrichum fioriniae, 1821 nucleotides. RefSeq lists its product as uncharacterized. The record is from RefSeq and is a predicted model, not a curated record. NCBI's taxonomy places the organism in Eukaryota, Fungi, Ascomycota, Sordariomycetes, Glomerellales, Glomerellaceae.